CGUUUUGUUGACAUUUAUUUGUGAAAGACAAAAACAGUGGAUACACACUGGAUGGUGUAUUUUUGGAAACCAACUAGCUAGUAGACCUCGCAACAGACUGAAGACCAACGAUUCGUGAUUAAAACAUACCCGCGUGUAUAAAACCAGCUCUGAUCAAGAUUGGACUUUAAGCAAAGACGAAAAGGAUCCACCGUCAGCAGAUGGACAGACCAAGCCGGGGAACAAAACAAACCGUUUCACCCCGGGACUGCAUGAGUGGCUGAAUCAUUCACAGGCUAACCAGCCAUCAGACAGUUAAGUUAGGUUGUAAUCUUAAACGACGUUAACUAACAUUGUUUAGUUAAUCUGCCGAAGAUUUGUGUAGUUAACUCUUAACUGCCACCCAGUAUUUUUCAUGUUACCAUGGUAGUGUAGGGUUACAUGAGCGUUGUCCGUCAGACUAGCAAGUUAGCAAGCUAAUGUUAGCUGUAGCUAACGUUAGCAUUAUUUGAACUUGCUUGAAAUUGCUUGACUUGCUGAGUAUCUAGCUACAGAAUGUAGCUGAGGUUACGAGACUGCAUUCGUGUUAUACAGUGUUUACUACAAGUAGCUCGUCAGUUGGGGGUGACCUUAAGAAUGUGAAGCACAAUGGCCAACUUUGAAGCUUACCAGCAGUAUCAGAGAAUUGAGGACUUUGAGGAGGACUCACCACCAGGGGAGGAGGAUUUACUGGUGCAUGUGCCUGAAGGCCUGAAAGACUCAUGGCACCAUAUCAAGAACCUGGAUAACUUCUUCAAAAGGAUCUAUCAUUUCCAUCAAAAGAAUGGCUUCGCUUGUAUGAUGAUGUCAGAGUUCUUUGAACUUGUUCAGUUGUUGUUUGUUGUCACGUUCACGACGUUCCUUGUCAACUGUGUGGAGUAUGACAUCCUGUUUGCCAAUCGAGCGGUCAACCACACUGGGCCGGGCCAUAACCCCUUGGACAGGAACAAGGUCACUCUUCCAGAUGCCAUCCUGCCUAGUCAGCAGUGUACUCAGAGGAUUCAGGAGAACAGUUGGAUUAUAUUCCUUCUCAUCAUGGCAGCCAUCUUCUGGAUUUAUCGACUUGUUAAAGUAUUUUGCAAUGUUCUGAGCUACUGGGAGAUCAGGCAGUUCUACAUCAAAGCACUGAAGAUCCGAAUGGAUGAACUUUGCAACUUCACAUGGCAGGAAGUCCAGGACCGGCUCAUCAGCCUGCAACGAGAACAGCAAAUGUGCAUACACAAGAAAGAGCUGACAGAACUUGACAUCUAUCACCGCAUCCUUCGAUUCAAGAACUACAUGGUGGCCAUGAUAAACAAAUCACUGCUGCCAGUGCAGCUGCAGCUCCCCCUGCUGGGCAAUGUGGUGUUCCUCACGCAGGGCCUCAAGUACAACUUUGAGCUUAUUCUCUUCUGGGGUCCUGGCUCCCUGUUUCAGAAUAAGUGGAACCUUCACCCCAAGUACAAGCGGAAUGGAAACCGCCUAGAGCUCGCACAGCAGCUUAGUAGAGUCAUCCUGCUGAUGGGUUUGGCCAAUUUACUGCUAUGUCCCUUCAUCCUGGUGUGGCAGGUGCUCUACGCUUUCUUUAGCUAUACAGAAGUCAUUCGCAGAGAACCUGGAAGCCUGGGCGCACGGCGCUGGUCCCUGUAUGGUCGCUUAUACCUGCGACACUUCAAUGAGCUGGACCAUGAGCUGCAUGGACGUUUAGGCCGUGGCUACAAACCCACUUCCAAAUACAUGAACUCCUUUACAUCACCAGUGCUGACUGUGCUGGCUAAGAACCUUGCCUUCUUCUCAGGCUCAAUUUUGGCUGUGCUCAUUGCGCUGACAGUCUAUGAUGAGGAUGUUCUGACAGUGCAGCACAUUCUGACUGCCAUCACUGUGCUGGGAGUGGUUAUUACUAUCGCCAGGUCCUUCAUCCCAGAUGAGCAUAUGGUGUGGUGUCCAGAACAGCUGCUGCAGUGCAUGCUGGCACACAUUCACUACAUGCCAGACCACUGGAGGGGCAAUGCUAACAAGAGUGAGACCCGAGACGAGGUGGCGCAGCUGUUCCAGUACAAAGCAGUGUUCAUUUUGGAGGAGUUGCUCAGUCCUAUUGUCACACCCUUCAUUCUCAUCUUCCACCUGCGGAAUAAGUCUCUAGAGAUCAUUGACUUCUUCAGGAACUUCACUGUGGAGGUUGUUGGAGUUGGAGACAUCUGUUCCUUUGCGCAGAUGGACAUCAGACGCCAUGGAAACCCAACAUGGCUGUCAGAGGGCCAGACGGAGGCCUCCAUAUACCAACAAGCUGAAAAUGGCAAGACAGAGUUGUCUCUUAUGCAUUUCACCAUUAAGAACCCACGCUGGCAGCCACCUCAGGAGAGCUCAGUGUUCAUCAGCCAUCUGAAGGACAAAGUGCAGCAUGAUGCACAGGGUGGCCCCUCCACCCAGCUGCUACUCUCUGAAGCUCCUUUCUGCACCUCGCUGCAGUCCAAUGAGUCUGGCACUGUGCCUGAUAAUCUUUUGGCCGGUGUCCUGGCUCACUCCAAUCUAACUGCAUCUGGAUUACAAGGGCGAGACCAUCGCUUCAUCCCACCGAGCACCGCUGCUUCUGCCGCUGCCAGUGUCCUGGCCUCUUUCUCCACCUCCCAGCUCGCACAUACCAGCCGUGGACGCUCACAUGGCCUCCUGCGCUCAUCCGUCCCCCCCGAGAGCACCAUGUACCGCAGUGAUCGCACCGUCAUUGACAGUAUGUCUAACAGUGACAUCCGGAGCAAUACACUGCACUCAGAGUUUGCCUCAGCAGAGAUGAGUCUCCAUGCCAUCUACAUGCAUGAGCUCCACCAGCAGAGCUCCCACCCACAGAGGACUUCGGGGCAGUGGCAGAACCCAGUGCCAAUGAGAGAUCUACACACAAACACUGAUUUCCAGGCACAUAGUGGCCUUGGCUCCAGCAUUUCAAUGCCCACCACUGUCCACUUUGGUGGCUGGCAAGAGAAGGAAGAAGAGGAGAAUGAAGAUGAUCAGGAGAUUAACAGUGGAUCUACUCCAAAACAGGGCACUGGGAGUAGUUGUUGAAGUGCCUUAGGUCAUAAGAUGUUUUAGGUCAAGCAUUGAUGUCCUGAAAUCGUGGGGAGGAAUCCUUUAUUUAUUUUUUUCAGAACAAAACAGGGUGGUAUUGCUUUUACAAAUCUUUGUUGUGCAUAUUAGCAUUUUGUUUGCGUCCUUUUUCCAAAAUGCUCACGUAAAAAAUGGAACUGCAUCAUAAGGGCUGAUUUCAGAGUGUGCGCUGUUGCGUCCACAGCUUUAGGUUUGGAGAUUUUAGGACAGCAGUUCCUCUCAUUUUUGGCUUUCUACUUUUCAAAGUAAGACCAUGAGGAGAAAAAAGCCUUUUCGGUCAGCAUCAUGUUUUAGCUUUAGGUUUAUUUAUUACCUGUCCCCCCCCCC
Perca fluviatilis (European perch) is the source of this 3423-nucleotide messenger RNA. It is a transcript of the gene atg9b, whose product is annotated as autophagy related 9B. Gene Ontology annotation, cellular component: phagophore assembly site; autophagosome. The record is from RefSeq and is a predicted model, not a curated record. Lineage: Eukaryota; Metazoa; Chordata; Actinopteri; Perciformes; Percidae. Gene Ontology annotation, biological process: protein localization to phagophore assembly site; autophagy of mitochondrion. The transcript has 14 exons. The coding region runs from base 628 to 3054 and encodes 808 amino acids.